Molecule: messenger RNA, 1627 nt
Organism: Mauremys mutica (yellowpond turtle)
Lineage: Eukaryota; Metazoa; Chordata; Testudines; Geoemydidae
Product: galactose-3-O-sulfotransferase 2-like
Exons: 5
Coding region: 1-1527 (508 amino acids)
Biological process (GO): glycolipid biosynthetic process; glycoprotein biosynthetic process
Cellular component (GO): membrane
Molecular function (GO): galactosylceramide sulfotransferase activity
Source: RefSeq, a predicted model, not a curated record
AUGCGGCUGGCAUGUAUGGCCUUCCACUUGCACCUGGAGGGCAAGGUAGUCAGGGUCCUCAUGGACAAAACAGCCUCGUUGUUCUAUAUCAACAGGCAAGCCCACGACAUCCACCUGAAGGCUUUCUACUUACUGGGCGCCCGCAACGAGAGGGAGAAUCGCUUGAGCAGGGACUUCUCCUCGCAACACGAGUGGUCUCUCCACCUGGAAGUGGCCCACCGACUCUUCAAAGACAAGCCCUCAGUUACAAAGAGUGACAGGAAAUUUGGUGUGGCUCGAAUUGGGAGGACAUUAAAUUUUAUUUUGGACUCACUGGAUCUCCAUUUCUUUUGCAGGCAUUCCAGACUCCUGGGGCUUGUUACUCUUUGGCUGGGAGUCAUCUUUCUAGCUGGAUUCUUCCAUAUGAAUGUAAACAUCACCUCUUCAUACAGAAUGUGGAGGUUUUCCACCAAGUACCUGUGGCCCAGUUACCCCCAGAUGAACGUGAUGUUUCUCAAGACCCACAAAACUGCCAGCAGCACUGUCAUGAACAUCCUAUUCCGGUUUGCAGAGAAGCACAAUCUGACCUUAGCCCUUCCUGCUGGCCAAAACUACCACCUGGGCUAUCCUCAUCGCUUCAUGGCUCAGUUUGUAGAGGGAUUUAAAACCAGGGGACAAAGCUACAACAUCAUAUGCAACCACAUGAGGUUUAACCUCCCAGAGGUCCGAAAAGUAAUGCCAAACACCACCACCUACUUUUCCAUCAUGAGAAACCCAGUUUCACUGAUGGAGUCCUCGUAUGCCUAUAAUAAAUUUUUUACACCAGCAUUUAGAAGGUCAAAGGAUGUGAAUGAGUUUCUGGCAUCUCCAUGGACAUAUUACAAUAUGAGUGAAUACAGAAAUAAUGUUCAUGCGAGGAACUACAUGUGGUUUGACUUUGGCUAUGAUAACAAUGCAAUGGACACUGAGGACUAUGUUCAGCGUGUCCUAGCAGAGAUUGAACAGGCUUUUCAGCUGAUGCUGCUAACUGAUUACUUUGAUGAGUCCAUGGUCCUGCUGAAGGAGACUUUGGGCUGGGAGCUGGAUGAUGUGGUUUACUUCAAGCUGAAUUCCCGAAGCCAGGACACUAUCAAAAGCAUGACACCUGAGAGCAAGGAAAAGGUAAAAGAAUGGUGCUCAUUGGACUGGAAGCUCUACCAACACUUCAACAGGACCUUCUGGAGGAGAAUUCAGGAGACAAUAGGGCUAGAAAAAUUGGAUCAGGAGGUGAAUCUGCUGAGAAUGAGACAAAAGGAACUUAUGGAGCUGUGUCUCUUGGACCCAAUGCCGAUAGAUAAGACCAAGAUCAAAAACAAAAAACUUCAGCCCUUCCAGUCAGGGCGUGCAAAUAUUCUGGGCUAUAAUCUUAAAGAAAACAUGGCUAAUGAGACUCUGAGAACCUGCCUGAGACUGAUCACACCUGAGCUUCAGUAUAUGUCAUAUCUGUAUGCUCGUCAGUUCCCAGAGAAGAAUAGGAAGAGCACAGCCUUUUCCUUGUGGCGGAGGUGAUAGUGUUGGUGGACUGUUAAUAUAACCCAUAGAGCAAUAAUGCUUAUAACAUUCCUAUCACCUUGUUCAUGUACCUCCCAGAGAUGUGUGUUUACAUUUU